CGUAAGACGCCUGCUUCUGCUGCUGCUGGUCGAUCGUCUGGUUUAGUCUUGCUUUGGCGAUCGCAAGGAGCGCAUCCCAACAGGCACCGUUCCAGUGACCGUGGAAGUGAUUUGCUGUGGUUGGUGGUUUGGCAGUGGAAGUUCCCCUGCCAGUGAGGCCCGGAUCCAAAUAGGAAGAAAGCCCUGGGCUCAGACUCAGACAGUAGAAGCGAGCAGUAACGGUGUUUGGGUGUCGCGAUGUCGCGCUUUGCUGGUAAGCUGGUGGUGGUGGUGGUGCUGCUAGUGUGCAGCCCACUGGUGCGGGCGAACGAUGGGCUGCUGGAUGAAGAGUUGUUAGACGACUUCGACGAGGAGGACAUGGAGUUGCUGCGCCGCGUCGAGCAGAAGCACGUGGACAAGGAGCUGGAGCGUGAACAGCAGCUCGCCCACGCCCAGUCUGCCAUCAAUAUGGCGGGCGAGUACGACGGAUACCAGGAUCCCUAUCUGCAGCAGCAGCAGCAGCAGGAGGAGGAGCAAGUGGAGGAGAAUGCACCGAACCGUGCGCCACGGUUGACCGAUCCGUGCCGCGGUGUGCGGUGCGGUGCCGGUCGCAUCUGCAGCGUGAACCACGACGAGAACAAGGCCGAGUGCAUCUGCAUCCCGGAGUGCCCGGUCGAGCUGGAUCCGCGCCGGAAGGUGUGCACCAACCUGAACGAAACGUGGGACUCGGCGUGCGAGGUCCACCGGCAGCGCUGCCUGUGCAACACGCACGAUCCGCUGUGCCGGGGCGAGGGUGUGCGCCACGUCCACAUCGAUUACUACGGCUACUGCAAGCAGAUGCUCGAGUGCUCGGAGAGCGAUCUGGCCGACUUUCCGCGCCGGAUGCGCGACUGGCUGUUCAACGUGAUGCACGAUCUGGCGUCGCGGGACGAGCUGCCGGAGCAGUACCGGGCGCUGGAGCACGAGGCGGAAACCAACAUGACCAAGCGCUGGACGAACGCGGCGAUCUGGAAGUGGUGCGACCUGGACGGGCACCCGCACGACAACACGGUGUCGCGGCACGAGCUGUUCCCGAUCCGGGCACCGCUGAUGGCGCUCGAGCACUGCAUCUCGCCGUUCCUGGAGAGCUGCGACCCGAACGGGGAUCACCGCAUUUCGCUGCAGGAGUGGGGCAAGUGUCUCGGGCUCGAGGAGGACGAUCUGACGGCGCGCUGCGCCGAGAUCACCAAACCGGACGAGCCGGAGCGGAACGACAUCGAGGCCGCCGUCUAGGCCCCUGUCGUCGUCGUCGUCGUCGUCGACUACAACGAGCAGAAGGACGCGCACAGCGUUCUUCCAUUCCUUAUUAUUUUUUUUUUUAUUACUAGCGCUACGCACCCGCUAUAUUGAGCCAUAUUAAUCUCUCCUAAUUCGCUCCCUCCCCCCUUGCUCGUCGUCGAUUGACACUUUACUAAAACCAAUAAACGGAAAUGUAUAGUAUAUCCUGCCAA
Molecule: messenger RNA, 1469 nt
Organism: Anopheles aquasalis
Lineage: Eukaryota; Metazoa; Arthropoda; Insecta; Diptera; Culicidae
Gene: SPARC
Product: secreted protein, acidic, cysteine-rich
Biological process (GO): anatomical structure development
Molecular function (GO): calcium ion binding; collagen binding; extracellular matrix binding
Source: RefSeq, a predicted model, not a curated record